Penicillium samsonianum is the source of this 765-nucleotide messenger RNA. RefSeq lists its product as uncharacterized. The transcript is spliced from 3 exons. The record is from RefSeq and is a predicted model, not a curated record. The coding region runs from base 48 to 533 and encodes 161 amino acids. Lineage: Eukaryota; Fungi; Ascomycota; Eurotiomycetes; Eurotiales; Aspergillaceae.
GGGAAAUCAAAGUAAUUCCCUCUCUUCCAUUGCCUGUAUUCUUCCCCAUGCCCACGAUGAUCAAACUUUUCAAUCUACUUCUUGUGUGCGGUGGUCUCCUAGCCGAAAUCCCCUCGACACAGGCUCAGGGAUUGAUAGGACAGGGGUCUGGGGUCGCAGGUGCUCGCUUUGGCCAGGGCUCAGGAUCUAGAAGCGGGCUCGGUCGUGGCUGUUGUUGCUUCGAAGAGCCAGAGCCAGAACCAGAACCUGAAACUCCUCUUGAGUGUAAUCCACAAUGUCCCUCUGCCCAUGAGAAGAUCUUUCAGUGCAAUGGCAGGACAUAUAAGCAGUUCUGCGGCCUUCAUGUCGCUACCACCACUCUGAGAGAGUUUGACGUGUCUUCUUAUCAAGCAUGCUUCGACAGCUGUGUUCAGGAAACUCAGUGCCACGCUCUUGAUUAUAUGAACAACCACUGCUGGCUGAAAAUGCAAGGCGUUGAUCCGCCCCCCAAAGUCAUGCCUAGUAAUCAGGAUAUUAGCAUCAUCUUCCUUUGAUUCCAGAACUGCUUUUCGAUGGACGAGAAGAAGGGAAAUUUAACGUUCGGAAAAUGUGUGGUACAAUAUACGGUUGAUCCUUGGUUAACCUGGAUAUUGAAGGAGAUUUGGAUGAAGGCCUUAUUCGAGCUAUUCUAGGGUUACAUAUGUCAUAUUUAGAAUAGUAAGUAAAUUCGUUUUAUUUGUCCUGUCAAUAUCGUUUUUAAAUGCAUUCGCUUUUCUUCAUCCAAAA